AUGUCGGAGAUCUGUGGUCAUGUUGACUCUGAGGUUGGAGAUAGCGAGGAGGACGUCGACCUUUUUGACUUGGAUCUGCAGUAUCUAGAGGACGUAGAAAACUCAUCUGGACAAAAGCCCCAUCGGCGCAGUGCAGGAGAUCACCCUCUCAAAAAAUGGGUUCCAGAGAUCAACAACUAUCUCACUGAGAUGUUGCAUCUCGAAGGGUGUUGUGGCUUUGACUCUGGGCGCUGCAGGUUUGCCCACCUACUGUCCACUCAGUCGAAGAUGUCCGGUUAUGAGUUUUAUCAGAGUCUUGCCCGAUUGACUGAUAACACUAGUGUGCACACCCCCAAAGAUCAUUAUCCUGCCUUCAUGCGUAUCAUGCGCAUGUGGAGGCAUCUCAAAAUGCUGAAACGAGCAGGCUGGGGCCAUGAACCUGGAGGGGUGCAGGCGACCCAACCUGGGUCAUGUGCGAUUCUUUGCCUGGUGUGUCCACACCCUGGCAAGAAUCUGCCCCCGGACUGGGAGAAAACCCCAGAAGACCAAAGGUGGAUAUACCGGCUGUUCAUCAGGCUAGAUGCAAACUUUCACCUCAAACGUAAGAAGGUGUCUUCCGACAGCAUCGAUCCUGGACUUAACCAUGGCUAUGCAUACUUUGUGGAGGAAAAAGCAUACAAGGAGUAUCUCAGCACAUAUGACUCCCUUGUGAAGGAAGAGCAAAGUACUUGCAACAACCACGAUGUGGUCAAGUUGCCCAACAUCAGGGGCUCAGUCGCAGGUACAGCGGCAAGUGGCAUUGGUGCCGUCACAUGCACACACCAUGACAUGAGACUGCCAUGCAGCGUUGGCGACCUUCAAAAAGGAGAGCAAUAA
This is a messenger RNA of Sparassis crispa, 855 nucleotides long. RefSeq lists its product as hypothetical. The transcript is spliced from 5 exons. Bases 1 to 855 code for a protein of 284 amino acids. Lineage: Eukaryota; Fungi; Basidiomycota; Agaricomycetes; Polyporales; Sparassidaceae. The record is from RefSeq and is a predicted model, not a curated record.